CCUAACAAGACUGCAUAAUGGGUGGGGAGAGGGGCAGGAAGAAUUUAUAAUGCUCUAUUACCCAAAAGUGUUUUUCAUUAUUAUGGAUACAUUGUCCUUUGAAAUGAAAACUACCUGAAGUUGCACAACAGAACGCUUGGUGGCGCUGUAGACUAAGAGAAUGAAAACCUGCAGACUCCAGCCGACCAAUUUUUUUAGCAGCUCACAAAGGAAACAUUUUACACCACUGGGGACAGAUUUCAAAGAGGUGGCUACCGUUAUGUCAGUGUUAAGGUGAAUUCACUCAAGAUUACUGAACCAAGAUAGCAGCGUUAGCAGCAAAGCAAUUACUUUCAUUAAUAUUACAUCUUUUGGAGCUGGUGGAAAUAUGGAGACUCUGCUACAUAAAGCACAGCAGAAAAGGCAAGUGAUCGCCAUUAUUAUUCUAUUACUACUGUGGGAGGUGGGCAGUGCGACCAUUAAGUAUUCGGUUCUAGAAGAGAGGGACGUUGGUUCUUUUGUGGCCAACCUAGCAGAAGAUCUGGGGCUUGGUGUAGGGGAGCUGGCUGCGCGGGGCUCCAGGAUCAUUUCCAAAGGAAAUAAACAGCAUUUGCAGCUGGAGCAGAACAGUGGGCAUUUGCUUCUAAAAGAAAAAUUGGAUCGGGAAGAGUUGUGCGGUGACACGGACCCCUGUAUACUGCAUUUCCAGGUGUUACUGAAAAACCCCGUACAGUUUAUUCAAGGUGAAUUACUACUCCAAGACAUAAAUGACCAUGCCCCAGAAUUCUUGGACAAUGAAAUCCUCCUGAAAAUCUCAGAAAGCAGCCAUAUUGGGACUGCAUUUCCUUUGAAAAUAGCUCAAGAUUUAGACGUGGGCAGCAAUACAGUUCAGAACUACACAAUUAGCACCAACUCUCAUUUCCAUCUUUUCACUCGUAAUCACAAAGAUGGCAGGAAAUACCCAGAGCUGGUGCUGGACAAAGCGCUGGACAGGGAGGAGCAGCCAGAGCUCAGGUUAACCCUCACUGCACUGGACGGUGGGUCUCCACCCAGGACUGGGACUUCCCAGGUUCUCAUCUUAGUGCUAGACAUAAAUGACAACACCCCGGAAUUUGCUCAGCUGCUCUAUGAAGUGCAGGUUUCAGAAAACAGCCCUAUUGGCUCCCUUGUCACUACAGUCUCUGCUAAAGACUUAGAUGCUGGGUCCUAUGGACAGCUGUCAUACUCAUUUUUCCAAUCUUCAAAUCAAAUCAUCCAGGCUUUUGAAAUAAACCCAGACACGGGAGAAAUUCGAUUUAAAAAAGUAUUGGAUUAUGAGGACAUUCAAUCUUACCUUCUGGAAAUUGAGGCCUCAGAUGGUGGGGGCCUUUCAGGAAAAUGCACGGUAGCCAUAGAAGUAAUGGAUGUAAACGACAAUGCCCCUGAACUAACCGUGUCAUUACUCAUCAGUGAUAUUCCAGAAAACUCCCCAGACACCGUGGUCGCUAUUUUCGGAAUUUCAGAUCCUGAUUCUGGGGACAAUGGCAAAAUGAUGUGUUCCAUCCAGGAUCAUCUCCCCUUCCGUCUGAAACUUACAGCAGAAAAUUUCUACACCUUAGUAACAGAGGCGCUGGACAGAGAAAGGCAGGCCGAGUACAACAUCACGAUCACCGUCACGGACUUGGGGACCCCCAGGCUGAGGACCCAGCACCACAUCACCGUGCUGGUGUCCGACGUGAACGACAACGCCCCCGCCUUCAGCCAGAGCGCCUACACGCUGCUGGUGCGCGAGAACAACAGCCCCGCGCUGCACAUCGGCAGCGUGCGCGCCACCGACGCCGACGCGGGCUCCAACGCGCAGCUCACCUACUCGCUGCUGCCCGCCGGCCGCGCGCACCCGCCGCCCGCCGCGCUCGUGGCCGUCAACGCCGACACCGGCCAGCUGUUCGCGCUGCGCUCGCUCGACUACGAGGCGCUGCGCGCCUUCGACUUCCUGGUGGGCGCCACGGACCGCGGCUCGCCCGCGCUCAGCGGCCAGGCGCGGGUGCGCGUCGUGGUGCAGGACGCCAACGACAACGCGCCCUCCGUGCUCUACCCGCCGCCCAACGCCUCGGCGCCCUGCCCCGAGCUGGUGCCGCGCGCGGCCGACGCGGGCUACCUGGUCACCAAGGUGGUGGCGGUGGACGGCGACGCGGGCCAGAACGCCUGGCUGUCGUUCCAGCUGCUCAGGGCCACGGAGCCCGGGCUGUUCGGCGUGUGGGCGCACAACGGCGAGGUGCGCACCGCCAGGCCGCUGGGCGAGCGCGACGCGCCCAAGCACCGGCUGGUCGUGCUGGUCAAGGACAACGGCGAGCCGCCGCUGUCGGCCAGCGUCACGCUGCACGUGCUGCUGGUCGACGGCUUCUCGCAGCCCUACCUGCCGCCGCCCGACGCGCCGCCGCCCGCCGCGCAGGCCGACCGCCUCACCGCGUCCCUGGUGGUGGCGCUGGCCGCCGUGUCGUCGCUCUUCCUCCUGUGCGCGCUCGCCUUCGCGGCCGCGCGCCUGUGCGGGAGGCGCGGGGCCGGCGCGCGCGCGGGCUCGCUGGGGCCCGACGGCCCCUUCCCGGGCCGCCUGGUGGACGUGGGCGGCGCCGGGACGCUGUCCCACAGCUACCAGUAUGAGGUGUGCCUGACGGGGGAACCCAGGACUGGUGAGUUCAAAUUCCUGAAGCCAAUAUUCCCCAACCUGGAUACUGAGAGUGAAAAUAAGGAAAACCCCAAUUGCAGGAAUAGUUUUGUAUUCACUUAAAUUCUGUAUUUUUGCCAAGUGACCUUCUUAAUUUUGGUAAACUCCUUUGCAUUGUCUUUCUUUUAAGAAAUUGUACUGUUGUGAAUGUAUGUCUACUGUAAACCCAUACAUGUCUCUAAUCACACUUUCUUCCUUUUUAAUAUGUAUUACACUUAGCAUUUUUUUAGUUGUACAGGAUAUUGAGUAUUUUCUUCUUAUUUGACUUUUUCUUGGUUAGUAACCAUUCCAUAACUACAAUUUACCCAAGUAGUAUAAGAAGGAAUUUUAAAACCAACUUCUUGAUUAGUUAUUGUAUCUUUAGAAGUAUUUUAAAGCUUUUAUGUAAUCUGCAUUGCUGUAUAUUGUGGUGCUUGUCUUUACCAGAUAGCUUCAUCUCUGCAAGGCCAGAGUGAUUCUUAUAGCCAUCUAGGAUUUCUUGUUGACUUCCCGUCCAGGCUUUGCCCCUGAACGUAUUUGUUUCUCCCAAAUUAUACAUAAACAUGCUUAUGUACAUAUUGAUACAAUAUUGUGAUCUCCCAUGGUGAGUGUCAUUUAUGCUAGAGAUUGUAUUAUUUACUUGGCUAUUAUAUACCCAGAAUAGAGUAAGUACUUCAUUAAUAAUAAAAUUAAAAUUUUACAUUAUUCUCAUUUAUAAAUAAUAAUGAAAAAAGUCUUUAUUUAAUUUCAUAUUUAAUAAAACCAGGUCGUUGUUUGGUAAUAAUCCUUUUAAAAAUCUCAUAACUUUAAACCUUUAUGAAGGUUUAAAGACUCUGGAGAGUAUCAUAUACUCCCUUGUCCUUCCUUCUUCCCUAGAAAUAUAAGUUCAAGUGUAGUUUAAUGUACAUAUUUCUCUUGCUCUUCCUGUAGCCUCCCUCAUCUUUCAAAGGCAAUCAGAGAAAAUCUUAUGAAUUUUGGUUAUCCUAUCAAGUUUGAUUUUCAUAUCAAGUUUUCACUCAAAAUUAUUUUGUAAACAUGGACAGCCAUUAUCAAUAAAUAACUUAGU
Messenger RNA from Talpa occidentalis (Iberian mole), 3728 nucleotides. Its product is annotated as protocadherin beta-17-like. Gene Ontology annotation, cellular component: plasma membrane. NCBI's taxonomy places the organism in Eukaryota, Metazoa, Chordata, Mammalia, Eulipotyphla, Talpidae. Gene Ontology annotation, biological process: homophilic cell-cell adhesion. Gene Ontology annotation, molecular function: calcium ion binding. The record is from RefSeq and is a predicted model, not a curated record.